CUGGACUUAAUUUUUGAGAGAGGCCCCGUAACCCAUGGUACUGACUGAGCAGGGUUGGCAGGUUCAGGCUGGUGUCUGCAACUCAGCCAUAUGGAUGGGUUUUCCCUAGCAAAGCAGUUGUUCAUUUGCCUGUUUCCCAAAGUAACGUGGGCCAUGAAUCCAGGCCGUUUCCUCUGGACUCUGCUCUUCAUGCAAUCCUUGUGGUCCCAACUGACUGAUGGGGCCACUCGAGUCUAUUACAUGGGCAUUAAGGAAGUGCAAUGGAACUAUGCUCCCAAGGGAAGGAAUGCCAUCAUGAACCAACCACUGGACAGUGACAUAGUGGCUUCCAGCUUCCUAAAGUCUGACAAGAACCGGAUAGGGAGCAGCUAUCAGAAGACCAUCUAUAAGGAAUAUAAGGACAACUCAUACACGGAUGAGGUGGCCCAGGCAGCCUGGUUGGGCUUUCUGGGGCCAGUGCUGCAAGCUGAGGUGAGGGAUAUCAUGCUUAUCCAUCUGAAGAAUUUUGCCAUUUGUCCCUACACCAUCCAUCCCCAUGGCAUUUUCUAUGAGAAGGACUCAGAAGGCUCUCUAUACCCAGAUGGUUCCACUGGAUGGCUAAAAGCUGAUGACUAUGUUCCCCCCGGGGGCAGUCACAUCUACAGUUGGAACAUUCCAGAAGGUCAUGCACCCACAGAUGCUGACCAGGCAUGCCUCACCUGGAUCUACCAUUCUCAUGUGGACGCUCCACGAGACAUUGCAACUGGCCUCAUUGGACCCCUCAUCACCUGUAAAAGAGGAACCCUGGAGGGGAACUCCCCUCCUUGGCAGCAGGAUGUGGAACAUGGUUUCUUUCUGCUCUUCAGUGUGGUAGAUGAGAACCUGAGCUGGCACCUCGAUGAGAACAUUGCCACUUACUGUUCAGACCCUGCCUCAGUGAACAAAGAAGAUAAGGCCUUUCAGGAGAGCAACAGGAUGCAUGCAAUCAAUGGCUUUGUUUUUGGGAACUUACCAGAGCUGAACAUGUGUGCGCAGGAGCGUGUGGCCUGGCACUUAUUUGGCAUGGGCAAUGAAGUGGAUGUCCACACAGCUUUCUUCCAUGGACAGAUGCUGACCAUCUGAGGCCACCGCACUGAUGUGGCUCAUAUCUUUCCAGCCACCUUUGUGACUGCUGAGAUGGUACCUCAGGAGCCUGGCACCUGGUUAAUAACUUGUCAAGUGAACAGUCACUUGCAAGAUGGCAUGCAGGCACUCUACAAGGUCAAGUCUUGCUCCAUGGCUCCUCCUGUGGACCUGCUCACAGGAAAAGUCCGGCAGUACUUCAUUGAGGCCCAUGAAAUUCAAUGGGACUAUGGCCCAAUGGGGCAUGAUGGGAGUACUGGGAAGAGUUUGAGGGAACCUGACAGUGGCUCUGAGAAGUUCUUUCAGAAGAGCUCUAGCCAAAUUGGAGGCACUUACUGGAAAGUCCGAUAUGAAGCCUUCCAAGAUCAGACAUUCCAGGAGAAGGUGCAGCUGGAGGAAGAUAAGCAUCUGGGAAUCCUGGGGCCAGUGAUUCAGGCCGAGGUGGAUGACACCAUCCAGGUGGUCUUCUACAACCGUGCUUCCCAGCCAUUCAGCAUGCAGCCCCAUGGGGUCUUUUAUACAAAAGAUUAUGAGGGCACUUUGUACAGUGAUGGCUCAUCCCACCCUGGCUUGAUUGCCAAACCCUUUGAAAAAGUAACAUAUCGCUGGACAGUCCCUCCCCACUCUGGCCCGACUGCUCAGGAUCCUGCCUGUCUCACCUGGAUGUACUUCUCUGCUGCUGAUCCUGUCAAAGACACAAAUUCUGGCCUGGUAGGCCCCCUUCUAGUGUGCAAGGCUGGUGCUUUGGGUGCAGAUGGCAAGCAGAAAGGUGUUGAUAAAGAGUUGUUUCUCCUCUUUACUGUCUUGGAUGAGAACAAGAGCUGGUACAGCAAUGCCAAUCAAGCUGCUGCUAUGUUGGAUUCCCGACUGAUCUCAGAGGAUGCCAAGGACUUCCAAGACUCCAAUCGGAUGCAUGCCAUUAAUGGAUUUCUGUUCUCUAACCUGCCCAGGCUGGACAUGUGCAAGGGUGAUGUAGUGGACUGGCACCUGCUUGGCCUGGGCACUGAGACCGAUGUGCAUGGGGUCAUGUUCCAGGGCAACACUGUGCAGCUUCAGGGCAUGAGAAAGGGCGCUGCCAUGCUCUUUCCUCAUACCUUUGCCAUGGCCAUCAUGCAACCUGACAAUCCUGGGACAUUUGAGAUUUACUGCCAAGCAGGCAGGCAUCGUGAAGCAGGGAUGAGGGCAAUCUACAAUGUCUCCCAGUGUCCUGGCCACCAAGCUACCCCUCGUCAACACUACCAGGCUGCAAGAGUCUAUUACAUCAUGGCAGAAGAGGUGGAGUGGGACUAUUGCCCUGACAGGAGCUGGGAGCUGGAAUGGCACAACCAGUCUGAGGAGAAGAGUUAUGGACAUAUAUUCCUGAGCAAUGAGGAUGGGCUCCUAGGUUCCAGAUACAAGAAAGCUGUAUUCAGAGAAUACACUGAUGGUACAUUCAGGAUCCCUCAGCCAAGGACUGGACCAGAGGAGCACUUGGGAAUCUUGGGUCCACUACUCAGAGGGGAGGUUGGUGAUAUCCUGACUGUGGUGUUCAAGAAUAAUGCCAGCCGUCCUUACUCUGUGCAUGCUCAUGGAAUGCUAGAAUCUGACACUACCAGGCCACUGGCUGCUGAACCUGGUGAGGUGAUUGCUUACCAAUGGAACAUCCCAGAGAGAUCUGGCCCUGGGCCCAAUGAUUCUGCUUGUGUCUCCUGGAUCUAUUAUUCUGCAGUGGAUCCCAUCAAGGACAUGUAUAGUGGCCUCGUUGGGCCCUUAGUCAUCUGCCGAAGGGGCAUUCUGGGGCCUCAUGGAGGACGGAAUGACAUGGACCGGGAAUUCUCCUUGUUGUUUUUGAUCUUUGAUGAGAAUCAGUCAUGGUAUCUGGAAGAGAAUGUGGCAACCCAUGGACCUCAGGAGCCGGGCCGUGUCAACCUACAGGAUGAGACUUUCUUGGAGAGCAAUAAAAUGCAUGCCAUCAAUGGGAAGCUCUAUGCCAACCUUAAUGGUCUUACCAUGUAUGAAGGAGAACGAGUGGCCUGGUACAUGCUGGCCAUGGGCCAGGAUAUUGACAUACACACUAUACACUUCCAUGCAGAGAGCUUCCUUUAUCGGAAUGGAGAGAGCUACCGAGCAGAUGUGGUGGAUUUGUUCCCAGGGACUUUUGAGGUUUUGGAGAUGGUGGUCAGCAAUGCUGGAACAUGGCUUAUGCACUGCCAUGUGACUGACCAUGUCCAUGCUGGUAUGGAGACCCUCUUCAUUGUCUUGCCCCAAACAGAACCCUUAAAUACUAUAACCACCAUCACCAAAGAGAUUGGAAAAGCAAUGCCCAGAGAUAUUGGAGAAAGCAGUGUGAGAAUUCUGGGCAUGCAGGUCCCCAUGAAGGAUGUUGAGAUGCUGGCCUCUGUGUUGAUUGCCAUGGGUGUCAUCCUCCUGCUUGUUGCUCUGGCUCUUGGUGUUGUGGUCUGGUACCAGCAUCGGCAGAGAAAGUUACGACGCAACAGGAGGUCCAUCCUGGAUGACAGCUUCAAGCUUCUGUCCCUCAAGCAGUAACAUCUGUGGCUUAAGGAUAUCCUCAAGAAGCACUUCUGGAAUGCACUCCCAGCAGGUCAUGGACUAGCAGCUGACUCCAUUGUCAAAAGGGAUAUUGGCUGUGGAGAGGCAGGGGAGAGAUUCAAACUUACCUGGGGAUUGCUUCAUUUAUUUAUUCACAUGGAAAUGGUUUGCUUUCACUUUUUCUUUUAGCUUCAUUGCUCCACUUGGGCACCUGGGGCUAGGUGAGUCCCUUCAUAUCUUCUAUCACUAAUUUCAACAGCUGGAUUAUGAGAGUAACUUAUCACCCACAGAUGCUCGGGUAGUCUGAAAAUUCCUAGAAUGUGAUCCAUUUCACAGAGGAGGUACCAAGAGAAGAAACUCAUUGAUUAGGUUUCUGCCACCUUCUCAGGUCCUGGUCAACUUCAUUUUGAACUGAGGCUAAGUGAGCUGUGAAGAGAAGUCACAUCUAAACUAAGUGCUAAGAACAUAGGGACAAUGGGGAAUAGGGGGUAGAAAUUGAAGAUCCAAAUUGUAAUUUGAUUCUCUUUUACAGUGGACUAUUUUGGAGAAGUGAGUGGAUGGGUUUUUGCUUCCAGAAGCCCUCAGGAAGCCAAUUGUCCUCCAAGUUCCUGGCUCAGUGGCACUGAAUGGAAUGUUGAGUGACCUCUCCAUGCUUUAAGCUGAAAAUCCAGUCCA
Messenger RNA from Choloepus didactylus (southern two-toed sloth), 4305 nucleotides. It is a transcript of the gene HEPH, whose product is annotated as hephaestin. Gene Ontology annotation, biological process: iron ion transport. Gene Ontology annotation, molecular function: oxidoreductase activity; copper ion binding. Gene Ontology annotation, cellular component: plasma membrane. NCBI's taxonomy places the organism in Eukaryota, Metazoa, Chordata, Mammalia, Pilosa, Megalonychidae. The record is from RefSeq and is a predicted model, not a curated record.